GACUAAAUGGGUUAAUGGGUAUGUUGCUGUAUAAGUUGGUAAUAUCAAAAGAGAUCAAAGUGAAAUUUCGUGGAUAUUUUAAAUUUCGUAAGGUGUCGAUCAAAUCGUAACGGUAGUCUGCUUUAAAUUGGAUAGUGUUUCUGAAAUAUUGUAUCAUGAAUUUAGCGAUGUUAUAUGUGCUACAAUUAACAGAUGAUAUAAUAGGCCUGAUAGGAAAAUUAUUUUUAUGCAGUUAAUUUCGAUCUGAUCACUAAUAAUUAUAAUCAGCGGAUUUUUUUCUAAUUGCGGUAUAAAAUUAAUCGCUCGACAUAGAUUAUCCUCAGUUCAAUAUUAAUCUUAAAUGGUAUUGCAUACAGUGUAUUUUUGUGUUCAAGUUUUGUAAUAAAUAAACAAGAUAAGAUAACUUAACUUUUACAGUUAAUUCAUGCAUAGAAUGUUCUACGCAAUCAAGAGGUGUUGAGAAAUCGAGUCCCUGACAUUUUGAAUUCGGAAUUGGAAACCGAAUCUUAAAAAAUCAGAAAAUUAAGGAGGAACGAUAAAUAUUUACUGUUUCGUGAUUACCGAGUUUUUAUUACUUUGGUUAAAAAACAUGUUGGGAUCAUUUACGAAUUACUUACUUAUUUUAAUGAUAAUUACUGGACAUAAUCAAAUUUCCUGUGAGAGUGUAGAUUUAUAUUGGAGAGAUUACAAUGGAACAAUUCCCUCAGAUGCGUACCCUGCAGGGAACGAUAUUUAUAUAGGCCAAACACUUAAUUUGCCAUACAUGCAAGUAGGAGGUCUUCUUCCUGGAGGGUUGUAUCCAGACCGACAUAUGGUUAUAGUUGAAGCACAUGGUAAAAGACAAGAACAUAACAAAAAUAUUAAAGUUUUAUGUACUUCUACACCAUAUUUAUUAAAAUGGAAAUGGAUCAAUACGCGUGACUUGAAACCUAAUUUGUCGGAGAAUUGCGUUAUAGGUGGAUAUGAAGGUGACCGUUUGCUGUUUAUUGGAAAAAUUUUUCACGACGGUGAAUGGAAAAUUGGAAAAGUAUUCCCACCCUCAAACGACCGCAAUGGAUUGAGAAUCUGGACUAAAGAGGGAAUAGCAUUUCGCACUCAAGAUUUUCAGAUAUUGAUGAGCGUUAAUCAAACAGAAUUAUAAAACAAAAUAAAACUUGCAUCAAUUCUC
Onthophagus taurus is the source of this 1168-nucleotide messenger RNA. RefSeq lists its product as uncharacterized. The record is from RefSeq and is a predicted model, not a curated record. Lineage: Eukaryota; Metazoa; Arthropoda; Insecta; Coleoptera; Scarabaeidae.